Molecule: messenger RNA, 977 nt
Organism: Punica granatum (pomegranate)
Lineage: Eukaryota; Viridiplantae; Streptophyta; Magnoliopsida; Myrtales; Lythraceae
Source: RefSeq, a predicted model, not a curated record
UUUCGGUUGGAACGUUCCCACUCGUCGGCCUCUUUCAGAUUCAGAAGCUCUCUCUCUCUUCUCCAUCCCCCCAUUUUCCUCCUCAAUCCGUUCUCACCUCACCUCACGGUUGUCUUGAUCUUGAAGCAACGCCACAGUCUCUUCGAUUCCGCAUUUCAGAAUUGCAGGGAUUUGGGACCGGUCGAAUUCAGCUGGGAUUCUCUAGUUAGUUGAUCAAGGAGAGAGACCAUGGUGUAUCAUUCCAGUUUUGUGGAUGAGGAAGGAAUUACCAAGGCUUGUGGGUGUCCCCUGCUUCCGUUAAAAAGCCACAUAAAAGGUCCAGCUCCAGUCUCCGGACGAGAUGCAACUGACAUUGUUGAUGAAGCAAUUACAUUCUUCCGAGCAAAUGUCUUCUUCAGAAACUUUGAUAUCAAGAGCCCUGCUGAUAAGCUCCUCAUUUACUUGACCUUCUACAUCAAUUCGGCUUUGAAGAGGCUCGAGGGCUGCAGAACUUUGGCUGAAGGGACCAAAGCUAUCAUUAGCUUGGGCCUGGAGAAGGUUCCCGUGCCUGGAGAGUCUGGAUUUCCUUUUCCAGGCCUCUUCCCCUUGCCUCAGUCUUCGCAGGAAGCAGAGCUAUUCAGAAACUAUCUAAAGCAGAUAAGGGAAGAAACAAGUGGGAGGUUACUUAGCGUUGCAUACAGACCCAAUGGGACGCCGAACAAGUGGUGGUUGGCUUUCGCCAAGAGAAAAUUCAUGAACAUCAUCGAUCAGCGAUCUGUCUAACACGAGCGGGCUUGAAGUUUGUGAAUGUAGAAAAGGGAGGGCAUGUCUGUAGAUUUUCUUCCCCUCUCAUUCCAAUUUUUCUUUUUUUGGGCAAAUAAUUAGAUUUCUUUUUUUUUUUUUUUUUUUAAGUAUGAGCACAGUGAGGACUUGUUCAGACUGUUGUAUUGUAUGAAUAACAACUCGAAAACCAAAUGCAAGCUAAACGAUCGGAUAAA